AUGGACCUACUAGCAUUCAAAGAGCGUUUAGCAAACACUCUAAUUUCAUUAGGAAGAACAAAAUCAUUAAUAACUCCUCCAAAGAAAAGAGGCCGACCUAGUACAACACCAUCUCCAACUCCUGAACCUGAAGUACAACCAGUUAGAACCAAACCAAGAUCUGUAGAUUCAACUCCAUAUGAAGAAACCAUAAAAGAUGGAUUAGAUCAUAUGCCUACUUUUGACUACAAACUAAAUAGUAGUAGAUGUAAAAAUAGACCAUGCAAAUUCAAGGCAAAUGUUUAUUUUGACAAAUGUAAUAUACAUUUAUGUUUUGUUUACGUCAUAAAUAUAGUGUUCGCGCCACGCGAAGUAUCUAUUCUAUAA
This is a messenger RNA of Macrosiphum euphorbiae (potato aphid), 366 nucleotides long. The record is from the annotation of a GenBank genome assembly. NCBI's taxonomy places the organism in Eukaryota, Metazoa, Arthropoda, Insecta, Hemiptera, Aphididae.